AGCAGUGCCGCAGCUCCAAAUUGUAGUUGGGCAAAAUACAGAAGACCCGCUUCCCAGUACGGAUUCCUUCAACCCUCCGAUUAGCGGUCGGCAGAGGCCUGGGUUUAGGGCUGAGCACCCCUUUCACAUGGGACCUGCGGAGACUUCAAGUGUGCUGGCCCCUUGCGGGGGUGGAGGAGCUGAGAUCCACCAGCCGCCGGCCAUGCCCGACUCGACUCCCCGCGGGUCCCGCUCGCAUCCUAGCCCUGGUCUCUUCUGCGCAGUCUUCAGAGAAGUCGGGACGUCUGCGUUAUGCUUCGCUUUUGGACCUCAGUUUCCCCAAUUGUGGGAGGAGGCAGCUGGGCGAUUGCUGAAAGCACUUCCCCUUGCUUCCCUGGCAGGUGGAAGGGAGCUCACGUGGCGCCUGCAAAAGGAAAGCCAGCGAGGGCAGUUUGGGCUGGGGCGGCCCGUCGGACCCGGCAGGAGGGAUUCCAAAGAGACCGCCAGGGAGCCUAGGGCUUGAAUUCCCGCUCCUCGGAGCCCUGCCCGGGCCGCCCCUCGGAGCUCCGCACACCUUGGAUGGGGCAGGCAAGCUGCUCCCAGCCCCGCACCCCAGGAGGCACGCUCGGAGGGAAGCCGCCACCGCGCCGCCUCUGCCUUGGCGCGGAACAAACAGUUAAAGAUUUUGGGCAGCGCCUCGCGGGGGGAGGAGCCAGGGGCCCAAUCCGCAAUUAAAGAUGAACUUUGGGUGAACUAAUUGUCUGACCAAGGUAACGUGGGCAGCAACCUGGGCUGCCUAUAAAGCGGGCGCGCGGCGGCUUUUGGAGCGCUGGCAGCGGCAGCAGGUGGCGCGGGAGGCCGAGGCGUACCAUGGGGCUCCCUGCGCUGCUGGCCAGUGCGCUCUGCACCUUCGUGCUGCCGUUGCUGCUCUUCCUGGCCGCGAUCAAGCUCUGGGACCUGUACUGCGUGAGCAGCCGCGACCGCAGCUGCGCCCUCCCCUUGCCUCCCGGGACUAUGGGCUUCCCCUUCUUUGGGGAAACAUUGCAGAUGGUGCUGCAGCGGAGGAAGUUCCUGCAGAUGAAGCGCAGGAAAUACGGCUUCAUCUACAAGACGCAUCUGUUCGGCCGGCCCACGGUGCGGGUAAUGGGCGCGGACAACGUGCGGCGCAUCUUGCUCGGAGAGCACCGGCUGGUGUCGGUCCACUGGCCCGCGUCGGUGCGCACCAUUCUGGGCUCAGGCUGCCUCUCCAACCUACACGACUCUUCGCACAAGCAGCGCAAGAAGGUGAUUAUGCGCGCCUUCAGCCGAGAGGCGCUCCAGUGCUACGUGCCAGUGAUCGCGGAGGAAGUGGGCGGCUGUCUGGAGCGGUGGCUGAGCUGCGACGAACGCGGCCUCCUGGUCUACCCCGAGGUGAAGCGCCUCAUGUUCCGCAUCGCCAUGCGCAUCCUGCUGGGCUGCGAGCCCCGGCUGGCGGGCAGCAGGGACGCGGAGCAGCAGCUGGUGGAGGCCUUCGAGGAGAUGACCCGCAAUCUCUUCUCGCUGCCCAUCGACGUGCCCUUCAGCGGGCUGUACCGGGUAAGGGCUGCAAGGCGGAUGCGGAGUGAAGGGCGCGGGAACGGGCGUUUGCUGACCGCCGCGCGCUCUCUGCGCUCAGGGCAUGAAGGCGCGGAACCUCAUUCACGCGCGCAUCGAGGAGAACAUUCGCGCCAAGAUCUGCCGGCUGCGGGCGGCCGAGUCGGGCGAGGGCUGCAAAGACGCGCUGCAGCUGUUGAUCGAGCACUCGUGGGAGAGGGGAGAGAGGCUGGACAUGCAGGCACUAAAGCAAUCUUCAACCGAACUCCUCUUUGGAGGACACGAAACCACGGCCAGUGCAGCCACAUCUCUGAUCACUUACCUGGGGCUCUAUCCACAUGUUCUCCAGAAAGUCAGAGAGGAGCUGAAGAGCAAGAACCAUGGAGAUUUUCAGAUAGGUUCUACUUUCCCGGAUUUGUCUGUCCAAGGGGUUUGCUUUGCAAGAGCAAUCAAGACAACAAGUUGGACAUAGAAAUUUUGGAACAACUUAAAUACAUUGGGUGUGUUAUUAAGGAGACCCUUCGACUGAAUCCCCCGGUUCCAGGAGGGUUUCGGGUUGCUCUUAAGACUUUUGAAUUAAAUGGAUACCAGAUUCCCAAGGGCUGGAAUGUCAUCUACAGUAUCUGUGACACUCACGACGUGGCAGACAUCUUCACCAACAAGGAGGAAUUUAAUCCUGACCGAUUCCUGCUGCCUCACCCAGAGGAUGCAUCCAGGUUCAGCUUCAUUCCAUUUGGAGGAGGCCUUAGGAGCUGUGUAGGCAAAGAAUUUGCAAAAAUUCUUCUCAAAAUAUUUACAGUGGAGCUGGCCAGGCAUUGUGACUGGCAGCUGCUAAAUGGACCUCCUACAAUGAAAACCAGCCCCACUGUGUAUCCUGUGGACAAUCUCCCUGCUCGAUUCACCCGUUUCCAGGGGGAAAUCUGAUGGGCACGAAUGCUCAAGCCUCAGACUUACUGGAAAUGUACAUACGAGUUUUUAUAUAGUGUCGUGUGGACUUUAUAUUUAAUUUCUAAAUGUAUAUUAUAAUAUUUAUGUGUCUCUACUAUAGUAACAUGGUCCUUAAUAUUAAAAUAAUGAAUUUGUAUAAUUUCCAAAUAAAGUAAAAUUUGAAGGUG
Microcebus murinus (gray mouse lemur) is the source of this 2666-nucleotide messenger RNA. The record is from RefSeq and is a predicted model, not a curated record. Lineage: Eukaryota; Metazoa; Chordata; Mammalia; Primates; Cheirogaleidae.